Messenger RNA from Mycena citricolor, 1091 nucleotides. The record is from the annotation of a GenBank genome assembly. Lineage: Eukaryota; Fungi; Basidiomycota; Agaricomycetes; Agaricales; Mycenaceae.
GAACAUCUGCUUACCUCUCGCCUCAACCUGCUAUGGCCAAACCCCUCCUCUAGACUGUUCCAUCUUGGAGCGAUACGCCGGCUUCCAAGCUUCAAUUUCAGACCGGAAUCCGCAUCGUGAAUUCAUCUCCCUUGAUCGCCGCACAUCACCCACGAUUAUAUCCACGACCAUGUCGCGCACCCCCAGUGUGCCUUUACCGCCCCCAGAAUCCGCCUCGUUCGAAAAGCAGCCGGGCCACACGCGUCAGGAUCUACUUAAUCACGCGAAGGGGACCGAGGAGUUCCUGGAAAGAAGUACAAAACCGCCAUCUGACAAAUCGAAAUCGGCCGCUCCCUCCAUGAACGCCAGCCCCAACCCAUCCGCCCACCUUACAGUUCCGGGCUCUACGCCAAAUACGCCAGCCUCUCCCCCUGCUCCGGUAAAGCGCGCUGCCAGUGCGUCGGCCCCUUCAACCCCCGCUACGCCAUCUCGGCCACCGUCUCGGGCGGCGUCCGUAGUGUCCGAAACAUCCCACAAGUUCAAUUUGAAGGAUCUGUUGGGCUCGGGCCCCAAGCUUUCCCGUCGUAAUAGUGCCCGCAGCGCGAGCUCCCGCCAGAGUGCAGACAGCGAAAGCGAGGUCAGCCAUAAGAGUGGAGCGGGGGUCUCUCGAGCCAAGAGCACUCGCAGUGCGGGUGGAGACUCCGUGGGGUCAUUAUCGAGCAAAUACGGUGUGGUCAAGAAGAUUGCCAUCGGGAAGGGCGCCACGUCCGUCGUUCGAUUAGCUCACAAGUGGGAUCGAUCUGAGGGUGACAAGAUGUAUGCGGUGAAAGAAUUCCGCAAGCGACGACGCAACGAGACGGAAAAAGAAUAUGUUAAGAAGCUUACCGCCGAGUUUUGCAUUAGUUCCACUCUCCACCAUUCGAAUAUCGUUGAGACGGUGGACCUUAUCCAAGACGAGCAAGGGCGAUGGUGCGAAGUCAUGGAGUUCUGUCCUGGUGGUGACUUAUAUGCUGCCAUCAAGAAAGGUGGUAUGUCACCGAGUGAGGUGAGUUGAGCUUUGUCUCUGCACGCUGAUCUCACCCGUUUUUCAGGUUGAAUGCUGUUUCAAACAG